CUUUGUUUGUUUUUCAAAUACCUCCUCGUUUUCAUCGUCGGAGACAUUCUCCUCCGGUUGGUCCAAGUCUAUGUCAAACACUCCAGCCAUGACACCCGGUUGCUCAGGUUGUUCUAGUCACAAACUCCGAGAACAGCGAGCGGCGCCCACCUCAUGGACAAACACACACGGCCGCCAUAACCGGCUACUACAACGAGCAUGCGCACUGUGGCACUCUGGAAAAGGGGCGGUGACAUUUGACGGCUACAGUCAGAAAAUGCUAACAUUUACUUAACUAUCUUUAAAUAAAACCUUUUACACGACUGCGCCACCUUAGACAUUUCUGAUUUUAGAAGGUAGGUUGGCUUGGACCGGGCUGGUUAUUAAAUAGAAGAGUAAUAUUGGUUUCAAAAUGCAGUACUGCUGCAACUGCUGGAAGUAAUGCUUCAAGUGCCUGUCCCAAGUCUGACUAAAUGUAGGGAGCUGGGUCAGACUGGGGAAUGGCUUCUUUUUCCCUUGGCAGCUUCUGCCUUUAUAAGUGACCUUUGGAGAGAAAAUAGACUCCUUUGAUUUGUGCUUGUGUCAUUCAUGAUUUGUAGCUUGUGUUUACAUGUUGGUGAGUAACUUUCAUCUUCCAUCUAACCUCCUCUGUAUCCUCUUCCUUCACAUCAACAAGCAUCCUCAUGCCCUCCUAUAUGAGAACUGGACUGAGUGAUUCCAAAUAUGAAGUACCUGCUGGUUCCAAUAAGCCAAAAUUCCAUAGACAUGUAUUGAGAAAUAAACACAAUUACUCAGUCAUUAUAUUAAUCAGAAUAAUCAUUCUUGCCCUAAUACCUGUUGAUCAUGCUUUUUUUCAUUAUAUUUUUUCUUUCAAUAGUUAAAAUUAUAUACUGGCCAAUCAGAUGUGUCAAUGAAAGCAUGUGGCCCUCAAAUCUCUCAUUUGAUUGAGAAAUUAAUAGAAUAGAAAAAAAGCUUUAUUAUUCCCGAAAAAAAUGCAAAAACAGAAACAAGUGGAUUUGCAACCACACAAGCACACCAGAAUAAAACAAUAAAAAAACAAUAAAACUAUAAAAACAACCAACAAUUAAAAUAUAUUACUUAAAAUAUCAAAUAAAUAUUAAUAUAAUAAAUCCAUAAAAUAUUCCUGAAAUAUCAAACCAUAAAAUAGUCAAAAAAAUAAAUAAAUUGGGCUUUCUUUUGAUACUCUGUAUCUUGUCUGUCUUAUAGCAUGAGGCUCAAAGACUACCUCAGUCUUUCUGUGGAGCAGCGUUGAGACAGUAGUCUGCUGCUAAAUGUGAUCCUUCUCCCAGUAAAGGUCUCAUGCAGGGGUGUGAGGGAUUGGUCACAAUGGCCCUGAACCUGAACAAAGUCCUCUGCUUUACCAUGUCUUCCACUGGGGUCAGUCCAACCACAGAGCUCGCCUUAUGGAUUAGUUUGUUCAACCAGGAGAUGUUCUCCUUACUGGUGCUGCACCAGCACACUGAAGCUGAGGGUACUGAGGUACAGAGAUAUUGCAGCCUCCUGGUUAAGUACUCCAUGAUCCAGGACACCAAGAAUGGCUCCACAGCCAUCCUGGUGAGCUUCUCCUGCAGCAGAUUGGGUUGAUAUUGGAAAUGGCAGGGAUGACAUUAAACCAUAGACCGUUAAUCGGUCUAUGCAUUAAACCUAUUAAAAAGAUAUUCAGGUCAUUGGCUUUUCUGCACUUUAACCAACCACACCAGCCUUCUUCUUGCACCCUGUGAUAGCUUUCAUCCAUUCCCACACUUCCUUACUCUGUUUUCUUUCAGCUUACCCAUAACCCUUUUCUUCUCUCAUGGCUUUUUGGUUCCAGGAAGCACAUCUGCCAUAAAACUGAAAGGAUGAGUUCAUAAAAACUGAAACACCUUGUAGGUCUAAAAAUAAGCACUGGAAGAAUGACUGGGAAAAGAAAAAUGGCUAAAAAGUCAAACAAGCAUGAAUAUGGGGUAUUAAAAACACAUGACAUAAUAAUAUAAUAAAUCCAGAAAACUAUUAUGACCUACAUUUUUGGUUUAUUUUUAACCUGUUUAAGGCUGUUUAUUUAUUCUUUGAAUUCUGGCUUGUUUCUGAAAAUUUAUUUAAAAUGUGUUUAACUUAAGAAUGUCAAUGGAAAUACAUUGAGACUUCAAAAUAAAGGUAUUAGCUCUUUUCCUACGGCUCUCCGAGUCCUCACAUCUAUGCAUUAUCACUGAUAGUCUCUUAUAAAAGCGUAUAUAUAUACAUUUAUACAGAAAAGCAUAUAUUUUCGUUGUAUUUAGAAAAUAUUACGGCUACCGUCAACAAAAAAUAUUAUUUUGAAAAUUCUCAACAGGAAGCGUUUGUUCAUAACACUUUGUGGCGGCAGCGCAUGCGCUUUUCAAAACUGAAGGAAACUACUUUCUCAGCGGAGCUUGAGUGCAGUUGUGUUCUGUUUGGACCCGUCAUGUCCGUGGUGACCGUCCAGCUCGGUCAGUGUGGGAACCAAGUGGGUCAGGAGCUGUUUGACGUGCUCUGCAGCGAUGCGCUGGCGGGACAGAGGAAAACGUACAGCACGGCCAGCUGUGAGAGGUUCUUCCAUCAAACUGCACAGGGAGAGCUGGAAGCCAGGGCCGUGCUAAUUGAUAUGGAGCCCAAAGCCAUCAACUCCAGUAGGACCAAGGCUCUGAGAGGUGGCAGGUGGAGGUAUGGAGAAGAUUCCCACUUUAGCCAGAAGCAGGGAUCUGGAAACAACUGGGCUAAUGGAUUUUGCAUCCAUGGUCCUCAUCACAAAGAUGCAGUGGAGGAGCUGGUGAGGCGGGAGGUGGAGCGCUGUGACAGACUGGCGGGUCUCAUGACCAUGAUGAGCGUGGCAGGUGGAACCGGCUCAGGCGUUGGCACCUACAUCACUCAGUGCCUCAGAGAUAUUUACCCAUCAUCCUUUGUCCUCAACCACCUCACAUGGCCGUUUGGGACAGGGGAGGUGAUCCUCCAGAAUUAUAACUCGGUGCUGACGUUGGCUCAUCUCUACCAGCUGUCUGACGCCAUCGUGGUGCACGAGAACGACACAGUCCACAGGAUCUGCAGUCGGCUGCUCAACAUCAAACCAAUCGCCUUCACUGACAUCAACAGAGUCAUUGCUCAUCAGCUGGGUGGCGUCCUGCAGCCGGCCUUAACCCCUGACUCCAACGGAGUCUACAGCCUGAAUCCUAUUGGAGAGUUGGUGAGCGCUCUUUGUUGUCACCCGGAGUACAAACUGCUCAGUGUUUCCACCAUCCCUCAGAUGCCCAGCUCCUCCGUUCCCUACAGCUCCUUCAGCUGGACGGGUCUGCUCAAACACCUCCGACAGAUGCUCAUCUCCAACACCAAGAUGGAGGAAGGCAUAGAUUGGCAUGUGCGUCCACCUCCAGCUUCUGGGCGGAUCAGGAGUGCUGCUGGAAGCAGCUUCAACACCUCGCUGGCUAACCUGCUGGUGUUGAGAGGGAAGGACGUCUACAGCGCAGAGACGGGAAGCUUCGAAGAUGCAACGAUCUACACCCCUUGGCUCUCACCAGCAGAAGCUUUCAGCGCCUGGAAAUCCCCCACUCCCUUUAAUAAGUAUGAGAAGUCCGCCACACUGGUCAGUAACAGUCAGGCUCUGCUCGGACCCUUGGAUGACAUCGUGAGAAAAGCCUGGAACAUGUUUGCCUCCAGGGCUUACAUCCAUCAGUAUGAUGCAUUUGGGAUCUCUGAGGAAAAUUUUCUUGACAGCUUUACAGCUCUUGAGCAAGUCAUCUCCAGCUACCGUGAACUACAGAGCUAGCAGUGGAAAAAAAUGAACUCUACAGUUAUGUGGACUUCAGAUAUUUUUGAUGCUUUGAUGUGAAUAAACUUAUUUUUUUAUCCCA
This is a messenger RNA of Oryzias melastigma (Indian medaka), 3839 nucleotides long. RefSeq names its product tubulin, delta 1 (gene tubd1). The transcript has 8 exons. The record is from RefSeq and is a predicted model, not a curated record. The coding region runs from base 2345 to 3754 and encodes 469 amino acids. Gene Ontology annotation, molecular function: structural constituent of cytoskeleton; GTP binding. Gene Ontology annotation, cellular component: microtubule; cytoplasm. Lineage: Eukaryota; Metazoa; Chordata; Actinopteri; Beloniformes; Adrianichthyidae. Gene Ontology annotation, biological process: mitotic cell cycle; microtubule cytoskeleton organization.